Messenger RNA from Electrophorus electricus (electric eel), 3107 nucleotides. It is a transcript of the gene fam53c, whose product is annotated as family with sequence similarity 53 member C. NCBI's taxonomy places the organism in Eukaryota, Metazoa, Chordata, Actinopteri, Gymnotiformes, Gymnotidae. The record is from RefSeq and is a predicted model, not a curated record. Gene Ontology annotation, cellular component: nucleus. Gene Ontology annotation, biological process: protein import into nucleus.
GGUGGGGGGCGGCUCGCGGCUCUGCAGAUGGAUACUGGCUAGCUAACGAAAUGGUGCGGGCGUUCUUAUUUUCGUUGUAGGUGACUGGCAAGACACGAUAUGUUGACAUUUUACUAGCUGUUCUACAUUAUAGCACAUUCUUACCUAAUUUUAUAUUGGUCUGCGUAUGAGCAUGAAGCCUAUUUUAGUGGCGUGUUUACAUUAGAGGGGUAAAGAGAACCGAAAUUCACAAUAGAUAACCUACGUUUCACCAUGGUUAGUUGGUUAGCUUCCUAGCUGUUGUCUGAAUUGGUCGAUCUCAUGCAAACAAUAAUAGAUCUAGGUUAGCUAGCUAGCUAGCCGAUUUGACACCGUAUGCCUGAUAAAACGUGCUAUCGCUAGCUAGCUAACCUAGCUAGCUACGUCUGCUCUGCUGGUCUCGAUUGUUGGUAAGGUGAUGAAGUCAUGACCGCUUUUUUUUCUGAGGGGGUGCUAAGGAAGCCAGUAUGCUACCUGUGAUUUUCUGAGAUGGUCAUCGGCUUCACUUCAGACCUCAUUUGCCAAGCCAUGGUUAUGCUUAAAGUUGAGCAAAUCCAUAGUCUUAACAUAAACCAAAGCCACUGGACAUCAAUCUGCCUCUGCAUGAUCCUUUCACACUCACUGAAUCCUGCUAGCCUACAGAUGGAUUGAUGCCUGAGAGCAGCUAUUGGCAACUCUGCCCUUCCUCAAAAUCUGGUCUGCAGGGUGUGCUGAGUUCCAGCUUCCCCCCCGGCCCUGUGCCUCUGGCGCCUUCUGCUGCCCAUCUGCCGGAGGGGGACACCCUGAAUCGUCCACUUGCCCCAAGUACCUCUGUGACGGACCUGUCUUUUCCCGGGCCUCCCCCUCCCCCCCCGCCACCCCCUAAACGCCACUGUCGUUCGCUGUCUGUGCCGGAGGACCUUUCACGCUGCCGGUAUACCUGGCGGCCAAGCGCCUCCAAGGUCUGGACACCAGUGAACCGCCGAUGCCACAGUGGAGGGGGCGCGGGGGGGCCAUGUCCGCUGCGUGCCCCCAGUUCCUCUCUGAAUUCCUCUCUGCAUUCUUCCUCCAGCCCCACCUUUUUUAGCUUGGCCCUUUCUCCAGAUUCCCCACUGCCAUGGACUUUCCCAUGGGAUCCCAGUGACACUGCUGGAGGUGGUGCCUGUUGCUGCUUUUUUCCUUCACCCUCUUCAUGCUCUUCUUCUCCGUCUCCUCUUCACCCUCCUCCUCCUCCGCAGCGGCGCUUCUCACUCUCUCCUGUACUCAUUCGUGAAGCUGCGGCACACUUCCUUCCACCCCCUCAGGUGCCCCUCCAGCCUACAGCCCAUCCACCAGCUGUGCCCGUCUCACCGUCAUCUGCGUGCAGCACUCCAUCUUCUGUGCGUCGUGCUCUUCCUCCUCAACUUCCCCGCUGUCACUCUCAGCCUUGUGACCUACUCCUGCUCAAGCCUGGCCUGAAGCGGCGCAGGGACCCAGACAGACCAUGUGCACGUCCUGGGCUGGAUUUUGCAAAAAUGACGCAGACACGAAGCACAGAUCCCCUCAGUUGUUUGGAGCGUAGUAGACUUGCCUGUGGAGGGGAUGUCUGCAUGGGCCUUGAGCCUUUCUUUGGAGACUUCCGAGGGUCGUGUUCACCCGCUGAAGGUUUGGGAAGGACAAGCAUUGGACCACUGAGUGAAAGUGAUGAGGAGGAGGAAGAAAGAGAGGAAGCGGACACUGCACGAGAUGGUGGACAACAAAGUGUUUUUGAGAGGGAUUGCACUGAAUUAGACAUUACCCUCAUUGAGGAGAAUUAAAAAUUGUGUAAAGGAUCCUCUUUUUCUCCACUGCAUUGCCAGCAUUCAACACUUCUGUUCACCACCUGCCACCCUAUUCUGGCAGGACUCUCAGGAACACUGCUGCUCUCUCAUGUGGCACGCAGGUGUAAAAAAUCUCAUUGAUGCAUUAAUGAAGACAUGUUGACUACUAUCAGUUAUUACAGGUAAUGCAGUUGGCAUUGGAUGAAGACCCAGUAUCAUAUUACAUUCCAGAAUCAGUCGCUAAGAUACUCUAAGGAUGUGAAUAUUAGAAGGCUGGGGAUACCAGCUAGGAUUUGUUAGAUGUUCUCUUAAAAAUCACUGACAGAUACAGCUUAAGGGGGGACUGGUCUUUGGCUUCUUGCUGUCUUUCCUUUUCAUGUCUUUUUCUCUCAGUAUGUUUUUGUUAGUGGGAAUAGUCUUUCGUGAAUGAUAGUUAUGAAUACCAGUGUUUUGUUCAAUUUGAAUAAAAAGGUCAAAAUGAGAUCUGUACUUUACUCUUUGGACUUUUCUACAUCUGAAAAAGUCCAUCUAAUUCAGCAAAAGCCUUAAGAUGCCUUUUUUCUUUAUUGAAAGACUCUUGAAAGAAAUUAAUUGUGUAUCUGUUGUCCUUACUGUUACUUUUCCUCUGUCUCUUUUUUUAACCUUUUAACCUGUACAAUGCAUUCCUCUAAAACUGAAUACAUUGAGUGUACAUUGAUUAAUGCACUGUAUUUGAGACAGAAACAGACUGAAUGCAACCACUGUAUUCUGAAGGCACAUUAUAAUACUGAAUACAUUGUACAGUGAGUAUUUGUUUAAAACAAACUGAGUAUAAAGAUGGUAGAUGGAAGGGUUCAGGUGUUUUUUCUGAAUUUAUUUCUGUUAUAUCUAAGGAUUCAAAGUUCAGAUUCAGUUUAUGCAUAAAGUUAAAUCGAAGUUAUUUUGGAAAAAGAAAGGCCAUCAAAUGUCAAACAUUUUCCUAAACUGUUCAAACUCUAUUUCAUCCACAGAUAAAAAAAACCCCCCAAAUAUCUGUCCAUGGUCAGUGUUUCAACUGAAAGGGGGGGGGCGGCGGUGCCAAUUCUGUAUAUUUGGCACUAAUUUACAUCUUAAGGUUGUUUCAGUGGAUGUGUUUAUAUACAUCAUACACAAGGACAUAACCACUGAUUAAAUCUUUGAACCCUAUAUCAAGGUACAUUAAUAAUUUAUAAAAGUUUCCUUUUAGCCUCAAAUUUCAUAGCUGUGACUCAUGUUAAUUAGCACAGAUUACAGUAUGAACAAAGAUACCAAUGUAUUGUAAAAUAGCAUUUACAAUAAAGCCUCUUAAUUUUU